Anopheles coustani is the source of this 4444-nucleotide messenger RNA. RefSeq names its product protein diaphanous (gene dia). The record is from RefSeq and is a predicted model, not a curated record. Gene Ontology annotation, molecular function: microtubule binding; actin binding; small GTPase binding. The transcript is spliced from 2 exons. The coding region runs from base 97 to 3441 and encodes 1114 amino acids. Gene Ontology annotation, cellular component: cytoplasm; actin filament. Gene Ontology annotation, biological process: actin cytoskeleton organization; actin filament polymerization. NCBI's taxonomy places the organism in Eukaryota, Metazoa, Arthropoda, Insecta, Diptera, Culicidae.
UUUGUCUUCAACGUAGGGUGCCGCGUUACUUAGAAUACUUUUGCAACGUUUUGUGGUGUUUUGCACGUCGGUGCGCGCGUCGAAAGUGCGGGAAAAAUGUCAAAACACGAUCGAGUGAAAUCGGGUGGCUUCCUGGAUACGUUGCUCGGUCGGCCACACAAGAAGAGUGGACGACACGGGGGAAGUGCUAACUAUGGAAAUGGAUCGAGCAGCGGUGGUGGCACCAUCGGGCACAGUGGGAGCUACGGGAGCCUCAACGGGGGCCGACCCCUGUCCGGCCAGGACGCGGACCUAGCGUCCCUGAUCGAGUCGAACGAGACGCGCAAAAUGAGCGAAGCGGAAGUCAACCAACUGUUUCUCGAGAUCCUCGAGGACAUGAACAUUCCUCAGGACAAGCGCGAUCCGCUGCUGGAGAAACCGCUCGAGGAGAAGCGAAAGAUGAUCAUGAUGCACGUGAAAGGUAAAACCUCGACCGAGCAUCGGGCCAACUCUCGUUUCGAAAAGCCGUCCGACUAUGUGCAGUACCUGCGCGAUGGUGAUUACUCGAGUCGGUCGCAAAAGGUGCUGGCGUGCGUCGAAAGCCUGCGGGUAUCGCUGACCAGCAACCCGAUCAGCUGGAUCAAGGACUUUGGCGAGGACGGCAUCAACGAGAUCGUUUCGCUACUGCGCUUCUGCAAGUCGGUCCCGCGCCGGAUGCCGAAGAUCGAGUACGAGUGCUUACGGUGCCUGAAGGCGAUCAUGAACAACUCCUGGGGCCUGAAUGUGAUCCUGUCGCCGGACCAGCACGCGGCCAUCCUGCUCCUGGCACAGUGCAUCGACGCGAGCCACCCGCAGACGAUGUGCGAAGCGAUCAAGCUGCUGUCCGCGGUGUCCCUCAUCAAGGAGCGCAACGGUUACCAGAAGGUGCUGCGUGCGAUCACGAACGCCACGAUGAUGAUGAAGCCGGGAUCGGAGCGGUUUCGACCGAUCGUGGAUGGGCUGUUUGUGGAACGGGACCGCAACCACGAGCUGACCUGCAGCACGAUGAUCUUCAUCAACUGUAUCAUCAACACACCGGUUGAUAUCAACUUCCGGUUGCAUCUGCGCUGCGAGAUCAUGCGUGCCGGCCUGUACGAUCGGCUCACCGAGCUGUCGGAGGUGGUGGAGAAGAGCGGCAACGAGAAUCUGGUGAACCACUUUAAGAUCUUCAACGGGUACCGGGAGGACGACUUCGAGGAGUUCAGCAACCGGUUCGACAACGUGCGCCUCGAGCUGGACGACAUGAACGACUGCUUCGAGCUGCUGAAGAACAUUGUGGCCGAGACGAGCAGCGAACCGUACUUCCUUUCGAUCCUGCAGCACCUGUUAUUCAUCCGCGACGACCACCAGUACCGGCCGGCGUACUUUAAGCUGAUCGAGGAGUGCGUCUCACAGAUCGUCCUGCACAAGAGUGGCUGCGAUCCGAACUUUGACAGCCGAGACUUCCACAUCGACACCAGCACACUUCUGGACGACAUGGCGGAGAAGACGAAGCAGCUCGAGAGCAAAAAAUCGGAAGACUUUGAGAAGCGCAUGACCGAGCUGCAGACGGCACGGCAGGAAGCGGAAGCGCGUGCCGCCGCCCUCGAGGAUCGGCUGAAGGAAAUCGAAGCGUCGGGUGUCGUGUCGCCGAAGGGCAAAAGUAAACUACCUCAGAUUAACAUUCCAGCACCGCCAAUGAUGCCGGGUGGCAUGCCGGCACCUCCCGGUGGUGCACCCCCACCUCCCCCACCACCCUUCCCGGGGAUGAUGAUGGCCGUCGGUCCUCCACCUCCGCCCCCACCGAUGCCCGGUGCCGUGCGCAUGCCACCACCUCCUCCGAUGCCGGGCAUGGGACCACCGCCACCGCCACCUCCCAUGAUGAUGGGUGGAGGUAUGAGACCGCCCGGAAUGGCUCCACCGUUCCCCGGGGCCGCACCACAACCCCUACCGUACGGCUUGAAGCCGAAGAAGAAAUGGGACACCGAUGGGCCAAUGAAGCGUGCCAACUGGAACGGGAUCGAUCCGAAGAACCUCUCGGAGAACUCGUUCUGGGUGCAGGUGCAGGAGGAGAAGCUGGCCGACAACGACAUGCUCGCCCGGUUGGCCAUGAAAUUUUCCUCCAAGCCGGCGGCCAAGCAGAUGGACCGAGACAACUCGGACCGGCCGCAGUCGUCGAAGAAGAACAUCGAUCUGCGUGUGCUCGACGGAAAGGCGGCCCAGAAUCUGCUCAUCCUGCUUGGGGGCUCACUGAAACAUCUCAGCCACGAGCAGAUUCGUGUGUGCCUGCUCCGCUGCGACACAACCAUCCUCAGCCCGAGCGUGCUACAGCAGCUCAUCCAGUAUCUGCCACCACCGGACCAGCUGAAGCGCCUACAGGAGAUCCGAGCACGGGGCGAGGAGCUUGCCGGUGCGGAAAGUUUCGCGGCCACAAUCGGCGACAUCAAGCGGCUCGGUGCGCGGCUUCAAAGUCUCAGCUUCCGGAUCAACCUGCCCGACAUGGUGGCCGACUGCAAGCCGGACAUUGUGGCAGGUACGGCCGCCUGCGAGGAGGUGAAGACAAGCAAAAAGUUCGCCAAGGUGCUCGAGUUGAUACUGCUGCUCGGGAACUACAUGAACUCCGGCUCGAAGAAGGAUCUCGCGUUCGGCUUCGAGAUCAGCUUCCUACCGAAGCUCUCCAACACCAAGGACUACGAGAACAAGCAGACGCUGCUGCACUACCUGGCCGAGGUGAUCGAGAGCAAGUUCCCGGAGGCGCUGACCUUCUACGAGGAUCUCUCGCACGUCGACAAAGCGUCCCGCGUCAGCCUGGACAUCAUCAAGAAGACGAUGACGCAGAUGAAAAACUCGCUCAAGAACCUCGAGUCGGAUCUGAACAACAACAAGGUGCCGCAGAACGAGGACGAUCGGUUCCACGAGGUGAUGGGCCAGUUCGCGGUGGAGUGCCGGGGGCAGGUGGAGGUGCUGAUGCGCAUGCUGGCCCAGAUGGAAACGCUGUUCAACAGCCUCUCCGAGUACUACUGCUUCGAUCCGGCCAAGUACACGAUGGAGGAGUUCUUCUGCGACAUCAAGGCGUUCAAGGAUGCGUUCAUCCAAGCGCAUGCCGACAAUCUGCGGUUGCGCGAGGAGGAGGAAAAGAAGCGGCGCGCGCUGGAGGCGAAAGAGCGCGCCCAGCGGGAAAUGCUCGAGCGCCAGCAGCGUAAAGCGGUCGAGCUGGUCAACAUUGACGCGGUGCAAACGCAGGAAGGUGUCAUGGAUAGUUUACUGGAGGCGCUACAGACCGGGUCGGCGUUUGGAAAUCGGGAACAGCGGCGCCGUCGUGGGCCCCGGCCAGCCGGUGCCGAACGGAGGGCGCAACUUAAUCGGAGUCGAUCGCGCACGGGCAUAACGGCGAACGCGUUUUCGAGCCGAGAAAUGCUCUCCGAGCUGCUUGGGCCCGCGUAGUAGUUAGUUGGUGCCUUUCGUACCUGCUUGAAAUGCUAGCUUUGCAAUACUUUUACAUGUUGAAAUAUGUGUGCGGUAUGUAAAGAUUGACAAGGGAAAUAUCUACUACGUACAGAUUUUUCUUCUGUUAUUUUAUUAGCAUUGGAAACAUUGGUAGAACUUUCAUCAAUUACCGGAAGAAGUUCAGAUAAGCGAACUUCCUAGAAGACGUGAAUUGUUCAUUAGAUGGAAGUAAAAUGAAAACGAACCGUAACCAUGGAAACUGGUAUCACCUAGCAACAGAAACGCCAAGAAUGAGAAAAUGAAAGACAUGUGGCAAAACAUAUGUAACUUUUAAGAUAUGAUUGACAUUCAAAUAACAGAGGACGACAAAAAACGAGACAAGGAAAAAUCAGUAUUUCAAUUAAUCUGAAAAUAAAAAAAACAACAACAAUUGUGGUGGUUCAUUAAAAUAAGUACGAUGGUUAAAGCAAACUUUUUGUUAUAAGUUAGAAUCGGUCACAUUUUGUAUACAGUCAGUUAGGAAUCGCGCCAUCAGAUAAAUGUUUAGACCGAACUAUCCUCUCCAACGAGAACAAAUUGUAUAAAGCAAUGCAGACUCUUCCUCUUCCAAUCCACAACGACGAUGCCCCCCUUGCAUUGUUAGCUAAUAGCAGUGGCAUUAUUCCAUUAGACAUAUUUCAGUUGUCUUGUUGCAUAUUCACACCGAAUAUCCUUCGAGAAGUAGAAAAAUAAACACAAAAAUUACAAUUGCCAAAUCUUGACAAACUAAUGCAGGCCCAAUGUGUGCUGCUGCGUUUUGUUGCCCCACUGGAGGAGGAAAACGAACCGUCACCACCCCAAGCGCCUUAAUAAAACAUGGAAGUGAAAAGUGAUAGCAAUUCCGCCAACGCCACACGACGCGCACAACACGCAAAAUGCGAAUGCACAAACCGCACCACACUUAAGCCGUACGAAAAGGAAGGAUAUGAGUUAUGAAAGGCUUUGCCAUAGCAUUAGAAGA